Micropterus salmoides (largemouth bass) is the source of this 5661-nucleotide messenger RNA. It is a transcript of the gene dusp7, whose product is annotated as dual specificity phosphatase 7. Gene Ontology annotation, biological process: protein dephosphorylation; negative regulation of MAPK cascade. The transcript is spliced from 3 exons. The record is from RefSeq and is a predicted model, not a curated record. Lineage: Eukaryota; Metazoa; Chordata; Actinopteri; Centrarchiformes; Centrarchidae. The coding region runs from base 493 to 1647 and encodes 384 amino acids. Gene Ontology annotation, molecular function: MAP kinase tyrosine/serine/threonine phosphatase activity; protein tyrosine/threonine phosphatase activity. Gene Ontology annotation, cellular component: cytoplasm; cytosol.
CUUUCACGCAUCCAGUGGAAAUGACAAACCAGAGGCGCUGCACGGGCCAGCAUGUCAAACACUAACAAUAAUCAUGGGCUUCAGCAGCAGCGACUCACUCACAUCCUAAGACACUAACGCAUCUCUGGGACAUUUUGACGGCGUGCGGGCGAAUCAAAGUUGGAGCGGGCUCGCCAAAUGGACGUCGAUGGACUGGAAUGAAACCUAUACUUCUAUCGGACUGAAGGAAGGAGGGAAAGAAACCUCUGCAUGUUCAAGUUUCCUGCUCCAACCAGAGGGGCAUCGGUGCGCGCGUGCUGGAUGUGGGUGCGUGUGUGGAAGUGUGUGUUGGAUGAGUGUGUGUGCGUACCCGCAGGACCAGGAGCGGCGGCAGUGGUGGUGGUGGUGGCCGCGGGAAGAUAAGUUUAGCGCCGUGAUUUUUCCUCUUUCCCUCUGUUCUGUUGUGUUGCUUUCCAAGUCACACCACGGGACGGGAGGAUUAACGUUUCCCUGAUGAAAAUUGAUCAUCCGUGGAGGGACUCUGUGAUCGUGACUAUGAUGAUGAUGUCGAGUAAGAGCGUGGAGUGGCUGCAGGAGGAGCUGGAGUCCGGGGCCAGCUCCCUGCUGCUGCUGGACUGCAGACCCCAUGAGCUGUACGAGUCCUCGCACAUCGAGUCGGCCAUCAACCUGGCCAUCCCGGGCCUCAUGCUCCGGAGGCUGAAGAAGGGCAACCUCCCCAUCCGCUCCAUCAUCCCCAACAACGAGGACAAGGAGAAAUUUGUCAAGCGCUGCAAGACGGAUGUGGUGGUUCUGUAUGACGAGGCGACCACGGAGCGGCAAGAGUCCGGGCUGGGGAGCUCCGUUCUGGGGCUGCUCCUGCAGAAACUGCGGGACGACGGGUGCAAGGCUUUCUAUCUGGAAGGUGGCUUCAACAAAUUCCAGUCGGAGUACCCCGAGCACUGCGAGACCAAUUUGGACUGCUCCUGUCCCAGCAGCUCCCCACCAGCCUCUGUCCUCGGUCUGGGAGGACUCCGCAUCAGCUCCGACUGCUCGGACGGGGAGUCUGACCGAGAGCCGGGCAGCGCCACAGAGUCAGAGGGCAGCCCGCUCCCCAACAACCAGCCAGCAUUUCCCGUCCAGAUCCUGCCGUACCUUUACCUUGGCUGUGCUAAAGACUCCACCAACCUGGAUGUGCUUGGCAAGUACAACAUCAAGUACAUCCUCAACGUGACGCCCAACCUGCCCAACAUGUUCGAACACGAAGGGGACUUCAAGUACAAACAGAUCCCCAUCUCCGAUCACUGGAGCCAGAACCUCUCUCAGUUUUUCCCAGAGGCCAUUUCAUUCAUUGACGAGGCGCGCUCAAAAAAGUGCGGCAUCCUGGUGCACUGCCUGGCCGGGAUCAGCCGCUCAGUUACCGUCACGGUGGCCUACCUGAUGCAGAAGCUUAACCUGUCGCUCAACGACGCAUACGACUUCGUCAAGCGGAAAAAGUCCAACAUUUCCCCAAACUUCAACUUCAUGGGCCAGCUGCUAGACUUUGAGCGGACGCUGGGCCUCAACAGUCCCUGCGACAACCACUCGACCUCCCCGACGCACGAGCAGCUCUUCUUCACCACCCCGACCAACCACAAUGUGUUUCAACUGGACACGCUGGAGUCCACAUGAAAAUAAUACGGGGGACUGUCCCUUUUUUUGCGGGGUCAAGGUGGUGUUGUUACCAUGGUAACAAGCGGCUGCACUGGAGGGAAGCAGCCUGUUUUAAUGAAUGUUUUAGCCUCCCAAGGCGGGUCAUCUAAGAGCCUGGCCACGGAGCAGCGUUGGAGGGACGGGGAAGGUCACAGAUGCCACGGUAAAGGGGAAGGGGAGCUGAGAGACAGGUUUAUGAUGGCGUCCUCCUCAGAGUUGAUUGAAAUCGAGGGAGGAAAACCCCCCCCGAUCAACGUGUCUACUAACGAAGAACUGAGGAGACUUAACUGACUGAGAAACUGACCGGCACAGACAGCUUCAUAAAAAGAUAGGAACACAGAAAAAUCUACAGCGUUAAUUCAUGAGACGACGAAGUCCUCUCUGUCUUUCUGUCUUGUCUCCUCGAGCAGGGCUGACUGGUGCGAAGUGGAGAAUCUGGGAUUUACCUAGGAAAUCUUGCUCUACUGAAUGUAGAGAUUUAUAAACCAAGGAAUGAACACACACAUAAACAAAGUAUGUAUGUUUGUACUGUAUGUAUGUUAAACGUACAUAGAAAAUGUAUGGGCAGUCCUUAACAAAUUCAGUAUGUCUAUAUGCAUUUAUGUAUAUUUUUGUGUACAUUUACACACAAAUCUAUACCUUUAUAUAAAUAUAUACGUAUAGAAAUCUUAUCUAUCCAAUCCAAUAAUGGCUUAAGAGAAUGUAAAACUAAAGAAGAGGAAUGGGUGUGGUGACGCCAACAAAGAGAAACGUUGUGAUAUUCCUAGUUGUCUUCUUUUUUUGUUAAGUUUGGUUUUUAUUUUAGAUUUGUAAUGACCUUAUGCAGUUUGCACAGUGGUGUAGCCAUUGACUUGUUGGCACUUGGAGACAGUGCUUGGAAGCAGGCAGAUAAAGAGACAUUCAGAGAAGAGGAGCAGAGAGGCCAGUCCCAGGCUGCGAUGAGUCCCGACAGCUGCACAGUGGAGUUGGGAGGGAACUGUGCCCCCCCCCCCCAGCAAAGGACAAGGUUCAGGGGUUAGAGGGUUAGGCCUAGGCCAUGGGGUUAGAUAACAUCAGUUGAAUCAUGGUUGUGUAAGGGUGAAGAUUCUACAGUAGAACUGACAUUUGGCCAACUUAUUUCAAGCGCAAGUUCCCGGUUCCUACUUCCUUCCUCAAAUGACUGUUCAUCCAGUUGCCUAACAAGAAGUACCGGUUGUUGUCCACCAUUUGUUUUGAUUAUUUUAGUCGUUUGUUUCAUUUCAGUUAGAAACUAAACUCUGCACAUCCUUGGUUAUUUCAUCACAGGGUAUUGUCUUAUGUAUGUUUUGCCAAACCGGCUUCUAACGGCUCUGACUUUUGUACUUUGAGGCAGAGACUUGAAUAAGAGGUAAGGGUUAGGGUUGGUGUUGGGGGACGCUAGGGCAGUGUUAACAUUUCUGAGCAACCUUUUGGGCAGCUUAUCUGAGCAACCUUGGGCAAUGAAGUGCCUCAACACUCUUGUAUUACCUUACUUCUUAUUGCCUACGAGGAAGUUGUUCAAUUUGCUGUCCUAUCCUAGGUCCCCUUUUAGGACACAGGUACAAAUUUGCCAAAAAAAACGUACUCUCGGACAAGGGACUUUGAACACAGUCUCUGUGUUUGGAUUAUGGUGUUGUGAACUGGGACUGGACUGGCUACAGACAGCACUUAGCUACUUCAAUAGCUUCAUGUCAUUUAACUGCUUUGGAGAAAGUAGAAGGACAUUCUAUCUGCAAAGGGAUCACCAAUUUCGUCAAAGAAAAGUUUGAGUUGAUUCACCCUUAAGCCUUGGGUAUAUUAAAUGAAAAAUAUAUUAAACACAAAUUGAUAUAUAUAUAAGUAUAUAUAUAUUAUAGAGCUAAUAGUAAACUGAUUUAUUUUGUAUACCUGAGCAUGCUAUGGUACUGUAUGCUCUCUAACAGUAGUCGUAACCACGGGUUGGAUGUUGCUUUACCAGGUGGGAAGACGAACGAUGGGGACCGUUUUUUUAACUGCUGUUGCUGCUGAAUACAGCAGUACACAGCAUAUGCUUAACGUGUUUUCUGAGACCCUGUUCACAUCCAAGGCACCUUAACAUAAAAAACUUCAGUCGUUGUCCGUUUAAUGUAGGUUUCAUCUUAUGAGUGGAACAGCACUGCAGCACUGGGGCAUACGCCAAUAACUGUACACUGGGCGUCAUCCAAGAACAUUUUCGUAUCCUAAAUCUCCCUUAGUUUUCUUCUGUGAGGGUUGCUGGUAUUAGUAUUCAUGUUAAAACGGAUUCAGCUCGUAACUUCACAAACUUGACGUAAAUCCCUCUUUUCAACAUGAUUAAUGCCACCUGUACACGAGGACGCGCACAUCCGUCAGCUGCAAUCGUUACCUUAAUGGGUGCUCCAAAAAUGUCUAUAUAAGGCUGCCUGUUCCGCUCAACUUGUAGGCAAGUUCAUUCACAAAAAUGUCAAUAAGAGUAAAAAGGUGAACAAAUCACCUGACAAAAACAUCACAGAUUUAGCAUUAACCUGGGGAAAAAAGUAAAAAUUGACUAUUACUAUGUUUGUCUACGGAUUUUUAAAGGUGAGGCGGUCUAUAUAGACUGGUUACAGGUAAGGAGGAGUAUGAGUGGUUCUUGCACAAGGCCUAUUAUUCAUAGCAAACCACAGAAAUGUGCUUUCAAAGCGGGGAUGUGGACGGGGUCUUAACAGAAACAAAGAACUGGGUUUCAGAGGGGACAGCAGUUGAAUCUGAACAGGGUUGGUUUUAGCUGGCCUUAUAUAAUCUUUCUAACUUGUUUCUAAUGCUGACUGUUCAAUACUCUUUGUAUCUCACUUUAGGAAAAUAUUAAAAAAAGAAACGUUUGCUUAUAUCUGUUAUUCGAAUCAGAUCAUGGUAAUAAUAGACAGCGAGCUGUCUUCUUACCGUAACGGGUCACACGAGGUCCUCUUUGUUACUCUGCAAUAUAUCAAAACACCUUUUUGCAGUAUUUUGUAGAUCCAAGACCUCAAACAUUUUUGAAAUCUUCUUUUUUUGUACUAUAUCUAUUCUAUAUAAUGAUACAAGAUCCAGCUCGAUGUGGCUUGUGGACUGAAGUAACAUUUCACCUGGGGUGCCCAAAAUGCAGGGCCGGCCUGCCCAUUACUAACCUGAAAGAGGCCCUCACGAAAACGCACACACGCAUCCAGUUAUGUUUCACAAGACGAUUACACCCCCUGGCUUUAAUAAUUUCAAGGUCUUUUUCUGUCUUGUUUUGAUAUAAUGUGCUCUAUGCUCUUCCUGUGGCCUUUCUAUAUGAAUAUAUAUAUAUAUUAGUGUGUGUGUGUUAUGAAUUUAUAUGCAAAAGUUCCUCUCCUAUUAUAGCACCAUGAAGAUAAUACUACCAUGCUUGAAUUGACUUCCCUUGUUAGUAGUUAUAUCCCACUUACAAUAACAAAAACAGGACUUGAUCACUUGCACCCUAGGAUUGAAAUCUAUUUCAGCACGGAGCUUUUUUAUUUAAAAAGUAUUUGGUUGAUUUCAAGCUGCUUUCUUUUGUUUUUUGUGUCUUUGUAAUAAUGAAAGAGGAAUCUUUUUUCUCUGUUUGUAAAUUUUCUAGAUCACAGGAACGGCCGUUUCUGUGUCCUUAAACUUGUAGCUACAUAUUGGUGAGAAUGUGCUCGGGAGGGAAAGACGUGAAUGAGCGAGAGGCGGUGGCGUUACAUACAAAGUGAAAGAAAAAGUGAAUGAUUUUAAAAAUGUUACCUCAGUGAGGAAUUUUUCAGGGAUUUUUUUGACAAUGCAUCUUGCAUCGUGUUACAGCUUCAAACACACGUUGAAUAGCUGUUUUGUAUUGUGCUGUAAACAGUUUUUUAAAAAGAUGCAAUCUGUCUGUGUAUAAAAACAUGGGGCAUGUUAACAGGGCAGUUUUACGUUUCUGUCUACUGAAGGAUAUCUGUUUGACCCUAUGUAUUGUACAGUAUAUGGAAACAACACAAGACAUGUUUAUACCGCAAAUAAAUAUUGAAAUAUUUUUUUCUUUAA